This is a messenger RNA of Amoebophrya sp. A120, 3318 nucleotides long. Lineage: Eukaryota; Dinophyceae; Syndiniales; Amoebophryaceae. The record is from the annotation of a GenBank genome assembly.
CCGAAAAAUAGAAAAGCUGCCCAUCGUCCUGGCUGGUGCUCGAGUAGUAGAAUGCAUCAGCGCCUGCUGCUGCACCUGUCGCGCGUUCUGUUCUUCAGUUCUUGUUUUCUGUGCUGAGCUGAGUUUGAGAUGAGGUGCGAGACGAGACCAGACCAAACGAGACGAACCGUAGACAAAAUUUUUCGAGAAACCAACUUGCAUACGACCACCUAGAGGAGCCAGCAGCAGCCGUUCUUGCCUGGUCUAAUAGAUCAGAAAAAAAACAAAUAAAAUGAGGUAGGGUCGGGCGGCCGCGUGCUUUCCUCGUCGAACCAACACCAUGCGGCGCCGCGGGCGGCGGAAGGCCUCCUCUGGAGAAAUCAUGUCCUCGUCGCACAGUAAAUUCGUGCCAAUUUUUCGUUCGGAAAAGUCGGGAUCUUCAUUCUCCGCGGUGUCGCGGGCGGUUAUGCUUGCGACGCCACUUCUCUGCUGGCUCUUUUCCGCUUCGAACCUGACUACGUCAACCACCGCCCUGCGCAUCCCGACCUCCGGUGACGCGCAGGACGAUGAGGGCGAGGAGCCCUGUGCUUGCGACCUCUGCUACGGGGAGCACCUGACGAGCGGGUUGGAGGCCACGCGCCCGGGCAUCGCGUUUCAGUGCGCGACAAAGGUCCCCGGGAAGUGCGCGCAAGCAGGCUUGUCGGAAACCUGGGUGAUCAAUAUCAACCGCGUAGUGGAGAAAAACCGGUGGUGCGAGUCCACUUGCAAACCGAUCCGGCCCGUGUCCAUGAAAGAUUUGAACGUAGACGGCAGCCAGGGCGCGGCUAUCCCGUCGUGAAAAUAAAACGUUUCUACUUAUUAAGUACGAUAACGCGGUUGCACGUCGACGGGAUGCGCAAGUGAAAAUCGUGUGACAUGGAAGAUGCGCAGUCUCAUGCGACGAGGCGUUGUGCAGUGCUUGCGUAGGCGUUUUCGAAUAAUUCAGAUUUUCCAGCAUGCUUUGGUACUCAGGACGAACUACAUUGUCGGUUUGUCAUGCACCCGCAGAGUCUGACACAGACACUGAUCUGCUUUUCUCCUGUGCCGUGACAGCAUCAAGCACCCGGAGCCUUCAGAACGGCUGGAGCUGUCUAGCAGAAUCGAUUCGCAUGCUCUUAGAGAAUGAUCGACUGAACUGUCGGGACGUUUUAUUUCCUCAGCAUAGGGAUAGAAGCGGGAGGACCAAAUGGGGCUGGGUUGAAAUGUGAGCCUUUGACUGAGAAGGAAAAGCAGAAAGCGCGGGACGCGAAUCUAGGAAACGGUGCGGCGUGGACCAUGUACAUCACUCCAAUGACGGACUCGCUCACGUCCGACAUUUUCAUGGCUGCGGCCCCGCCAAAAGGAGUACUAGAUGACCUGCGACAGGUGUUUCAACAGAGCAGUGCGCUGGACCCGCUCGCGCCACCGGUAAUACUUCAGUUUCCUACAGGAACAGUACGUGUCUCGCGUAGAACCACUGCGGAAGUAGUCGCUGUAGCUUUUUCUAUCUUCAUCAUGUUGAUUGUUUUUGUCGCUUUCUUGGAACGCAAACGAUGCGACGUGGGUACCAUUUGUUUUACCAAAAUUGCUACAACAGCCCCCGCCGCCGGUGGUCAACCUUUGCAAAUGCGAUUGCUCGGACCCCAUUGUUAUCCUGUGCAAAUAUAAUGUCUGCGUCUGGAAGAGUGCACUUUGUGAUGCGAUGAAGGCUCGAUCACAUUCACAUCAAAGAAAUAUGUGUUGCAUGAACGCCAAAAGUUGCCGCCUUCUGGAUAGGCAAAAAAAUGCGAAUUUCUCAUGCGAGAUAGGCAACAAGAUUCAAGAAAUUGAAGGUCUCGAAAAAUCUGUGAUGCUUCUGUGUGCAGUCAAAGCCGCCAUGCGUUCGGUCCGCGAGAUGCAUGAGAAAUUUUGCAGCCUUCCAGACCCAGACGAGGUUGCAAUGCAUGAGCUUUGCCGAACCACCCCCGCCGCCGCCACCGGAGGAAGUACCCGGCGACCCCGUCCCGCCGUCUUACCUGAUGCCAUCCGGCGCCCCGCCCCCGGCACCCCCGAUUUUACCGCCGCCGCCCCCGCCCGCGCCGCCAGCUGCGCCGCAGCCACUCAGUUUGGCCGCACCGCUACCCGGGAUUCCUCCGAUGCCGGUAAACGUGGAAGCGGAUUCCCUCUACGGGUACGGCAGCGGUCCGGGAGGGUUCGGUAUCCAAGAAAAGCUGAUUGUUCUUGCGAUUCUGUCAUGCGCAAUUAAUGCUGGUCAUGCGCUGCAGGGCCCAUUGAUUCAACCGCGUUCACUGCGCGUGGCAGAUUAUUUAUUAUUGCUCUCAUGCGGCCACACAGAUUUGUAAUGCUGUUCCUCCACCAUGAUCAAAAGAAUUACACUGACACGACACUUUUUUCCUUGGAUAUUCGGCAGCACUGCGGGAUCCGGUCUUGGCCUCGGCUCCCCCGCGCCUGGGGUCGUCGCGCCUUUUUUUUUCCAAACGACGAACCGCGAAGCAAACGGUAAUGGGCUACAACUGCACGUGCAGCGCCAAGGAAACCAGGAAGAGCAGUGCCCUCCCUGCUUGUGCGAGAAGCAGAAACUAGAUGCCCGGAUUCAGAGAGACCUGAUUACAGCGACGUCUCAAGCAAUGUCGCAACACCAGCAGAGCAACGGACGGUAGAAAUUUGCAGCAGGAGCGUCGUGUAGAAUUCUUCUCUUGUUUUUUCCGAUUUGACAUGUCGAGCUUCUUCAACUUCUAUCUUUGGUUUCAUGUAUCUCGACGGUGCUGUGACCAUCAGGAUCGGAAGAAGCCCAAGGGUUCUUGAGUUGUCCUGAAGUGGUUUGCCAGGGAUUUUGGGUUAAAAUUGCAAUGGUGUUCCUCCUCCUUCAGUCGGUUACAAGAACACGUUGCGCGGUGUUGCAACACCCAGGUUUUUUCGUGUAAAAAGAAGUAGUGGUCCCAGACGCGGAAGGGUCGAUAUGUCAUUGUAUGCUCAAGCCGCACGGAGAUUGAAAGAAGCUUCUUCUUGUCGUGGAGGAAAAAGCCACGGGUUGACGUGAUUUCUAGUACUUGUGAAAGAUGACCUCCUGGUUGCAAACUCCAUGUAUCAUUGCACUACAACGUCGUGCGAGAGCAUGCUGUGCCGCGAGUAACAUUCGAGUUGCAAGUUAUUUCACCUGGAAGUCUAAGUCUACAAACACAAAGUCAAAGUCUUUUAGAGGAAAUUAGCUUCUUACUUGAAGACUCUAGUACGAGUACGCUUUUGUGCCGAGCGAAGUUUUCUAAAAACAGACGCAGCACCUCACCUGCCAACCCCUUUUACCGGAGGAGAAAAAACCAU